GACUCAAGCUUAACGCAAAGCGAAACUCGACUCGUCCAACAUGGCCGGCCAGGAAGAUCCAGUGCAGAGAGAAAUUCACCAAGAUUGGGCCAACCGGGAGUACAUCGAAGUCAUCACGAGCAGCAUCAAGAAAAUUACUGACUUCCUUAACUCUUUUGACAUGUCGUGUCGAUCCCGCUUGGCUACCCUCAAUGAGAAGUUGACAGCCUUGGAGAGGAGAAUCGAAUACAUUGAAGCAAGAGUAACAAAAGGCGAGACCUUGACUUAAACUUCGUCAUGGAAAAUUGCAGUAUCCCGAUGCUAUCCUUCCAUCUCCCAGGAGCCCACUUAUUCUUUUUUUUGAGUUUGCGUGAUGGAUUCCACCCUCCUUUUUUGAUGCUAAUGUUUAAAAUGUAUCACUAGUUUUGCUUGUUUUAUAUGAUGCCACCACCGUGUGUGUAGUAUACAGGAAAUGGCCAUCUGAGUGUGUGUUGCUUGGGCCUGGUAUUUUUAAGAAACAAAAAAAUAACCAUCAAAAACUUUGCUUUGAACAUUUUGGGGACUUUGGUACUUGUGUGGUAACAAGUUACGUUGGACCACUUUACAUAAUGUCGAUGAUACAAUACAGAAUUGAUGAGUGGGGACCAUCCUUUUGUGCCAAGUAUUGUGUGGUCUUUAAUAAGAACUGUGUGUACAGUGCACUCUUUGCUCAUAUGUCAUUUAAAUGCUGUAAUAAAAUAUGAGAAAAUCCCAAUUGAAAAUGAAA
Hippocampus comes (tiger tail seahorse) is the source of this 745-nucleotide messenger RNA. It is a transcript of the gene brk1, whose product is annotated as BRICK1 subunit of SCAR/WAVE actin nucleating complex. Gene Ontology annotation, biological process: actin filament organization; cell motility; regulation of actin polymerization or depolymerization. The coding region runs from base 41 to 268 and encodes 75 amino acids. Gene Ontology annotation, cellular component: SCAR complex. The record is from RefSeq and is a predicted model, not a curated record. The transcript is spliced from 3 exons. Lineage: Eukaryota; Metazoa; Chordata; Actinopteri; Syngnathiformes; Syngnathidae. Gene Ontology annotation, molecular function: protein-containing complex binding.